Messenger RNA from Physeter macrocephalus (sperm whale), 403 nucleotides. Its product is annotated as protein S100-A11-like. Gene Ontology annotation, biological process: regulation of cell population proliferation. The transcript has a single exon. The record is from RefSeq and is a predicted model, not a curated record. Gene Ontology annotation, molecular function: S100 protein binding; calcium ion binding; calcium-dependent protein binding. The coding region runs from base 1 to 312 and encodes 103 amino acids. Gene Ontology annotation, cellular component: cytoplasm. NCBI's taxonomy places the organism in Eukaryota, Metazoa, Chordata, Mammalia, Artiodactyla, Physeteridae.
AUGGCAAAAAUAUCCAGCCAUACAGAGGCUGAACGGUGCAUCGAGUCUCUGAUUGCUGUUUUCCAAAAACAUACUGGAAGGGACGGUAACAACAGCAAACUCUUCAAGGCCAAGUUCCUUAUCUUCAUGAAUACAGAGCUGGGUGCCUUCACAAAGAACCAGAAGGACCCUGGUGGCCUUGACCGCAUGAUGAAGAAGCUGGACCUCGACUCUGAUGGACAGCUAGAUUUCCAAGAAUUUCUUAAUCUUAUUGGCAGCCUGGUCCUAGCUUGUCAUGACUCCUUUAUUAAGUGUACCUCUUCCCAGAGGUAAAUCGGUGGAGCCUUUGGGCCUGGCCUCCAGCUCCACUCCCUUUCCUUCAGCCUCCCAAUUAUCAUCUACCCCUCACAGCCCACACAUACCC